Molecule: messenger RNA, 1716 nt
Organism: Xenopus laevis (African clawed frog)
Lineage: Eukaryota; Metazoa; Chordata; Amphibia; Anura; Pipidae
Exons: 5
Coding region: 203-907 (234 amino acids)
Source: RefSeq, a predicted model, not a curated record
AGUAAGAAGAGAUAAGGGCACUGAAAAGCAAAAUCACUUACUUUACACUGACUGUGAGAAGUCUCAGCUUGUAAAUAAGUUUUCUCUCACCCUCAUGGAUAUUUCUAGAUGGUGAGAUGAAUACAAGAGGCUGAGCAACAUGGAGACUUCACAUUUCACCUUCUGAAUAAAAACGUCCUGCCGUCGAGAUCAGUCCGGAAUAAUGUGGGGGGCUGAGCCAAGGACCCUGGUGGUGGCGGUUUUCUCCAGAGAAGAUCAGAGCUCGUACGAGUGGUUGAGGAGAGUCCUUCAGUCUUUCCCUACGGUGAGGGACGUGAAGUCCAUUGUUAUCUCUAAUAACAACUUUGUGACCUUCUUAGAAGAGGUUUCCCAGUGUGACUUUGCCAUUCUGUACCACUCAAUGAGGAGAGGAAGGAUCAACGUGUCUGAUGUGGUGGAUUCUCUGUAUGAUGGGGAGCUUGAGGUUCUAUUUAGAGUUCAAGGAAAGAAAAAGAUUUUAGUGGUGAUAGAUGACUUAGAGGACAGCGGCAGUGAAGCAAAGAAGGUGAUUCUGCAGAACCAGCAAAGCAUUGGAAGGUGGGCUGAGGAACUGUUCCUAAUUAGCUCCCAGGAGAAAGACUGUUUGGAUCCUGGUCCUGAUCUGCUCAUACAGGCCAGUGAUCAUAACAUUCACGCAGUGACUCUAAUGAGGGAGAAAUUGGAACAUAUGAAGCAGUUGAUUGAAGGAAAAAAGGAGGAAACACCCCCUAGUAACCCUAGAAACCCAGAUAAUGACAUCACUAUACAGAGGAAUGACAGCUUUGAUGAGAAAAAGCUGGUUGCAUUCUUUCUUGUGCUCGUCAUACUAUUCGCUAUAUUAUUCCCAGUGUUUCUUUACUCCCAGUCAGACAGACAGCGUGGUCCCUAAUCCUGGAAGCACCAAAUAGGGAAUGUUUCCGUUAAUGGUGGAAACUAUGGACAUUUAAAGGAGAAAUUACGCUAUAAGGUUCAGUACUGGCAGGACACCGUGGGGGUUAUUUAUCAAAAUCCAAAAAUGUAUCCGAAUUUUCUGAUAACUACUCUGACCAUUAUCAGUACAAUUUCCAGAAAAAUUCUUGUGCAGGAAAAAACUCGCUAAAAUCGUGAAAAAAUCUGAAUACUGCAAAUUUUCAGAUUUGACACCCAAAUAUUGCAACUUUUUUGGAUUUGAAGCUGGAAUACCGCGACUCUUUUGGAUUUGACGCUUGUACACCGCAACUUUUUUUGAUUUGAACCUCAAAUACCGCAACUUUUUUGGACUUGACGCACGAAUACCACAACUUUUUCAGAUUUGACGAUCGAAUACCACAACAUUUUUGGGUUUGACGCCCAAAUAACGAAACUUUUUCGCAUAUGACGUCCAAAUACUGAAACUUUUGCAGAUUUCACUCUCGAAUAACGCAACUUUUUUGGAUUUGACGCUUGAAUACAGCAACUUUUUCCGACUUGACGCUCAAAUACCGCAACUUUCCUGAUAUGAUGCUCAAAUACUGCAACUUUUACAGAUUUCACUCUGGAAUAACGCAACUUUUUCGGAUUUGACGCUUGAAUACCGAAACUUUUUUGGAUAUGACGCCCAAAUACUGCAACUUUUGCAUAUUUCACUCUCGAAUAACACAACUUUUUUGGACUUGACGCCCGAAUACCACAACUUUUUCGGAUUUGACGAUCGAAUACCACAACUUUUUUGGAUUUGAC